Molecule: messenger RNA, 7783 nt
Organism: Drosophila teissieri
Lineage: Eukaryota; Metazoa; Arthropoda; Insecta; Diptera; Drosophilidae
Product: tetratricopeptide repeat protein 28
Exons: 7
Coding region: 121-7689 (2522 amino acids)
Molecular function (GO): protein binding
Source: RefSeq, a predicted model, not a curated record
AAGAAACAAUAAAAAGGGGAAAAGAGAGUGGAGAACAAAGCAGAGAUUUCCAGUCUCCAGCCACAUUCCAUGAGAUACGAAGAUCAGAGGGCGACCUAAUGAUUUCUCGCUGGCACACAAAUGACGAAUUAUGAGAACAUUAUAAAUUUGCCAUUAAACUUUAAUGCAAAUAAUCACGCCGCUGGUAAUAAUGAGAACAAUGCCAAAAUUGCCAUCGUUGGCGAGCAGCUGCUGAAUAAGAUGUCGCAGCGGGAUUUCUCCGAGAAUGAGCCGGAAUGCACGCCGGAGUUGCCCGCUGCAAACCGCGCCCUCUUCCUGGAGAAGGUGCGUCAAUCGAAUGCCGCCUGCCAGAGCGGUGACUUUGCUACGGCCGUACUGCUCUACACGGAUGCACUGCAGCUGGAUCCGGGCAACCACAUCCUGUACAGCAAUCGAUCGGCUGCGUUGCUGAAACAGGGCCAAUUUACGGCCGCUUUGCAGGAUGCGACGCAGGCGAAGGACUUGUGUCCGCAAUGGCCAAAGGCGUACUUCCGCCAGGGCGUGGCACUGCAGUGCCUCGGUCGCUAUGGUGAGGCGCUGGCUGCAUUUGCCUCCGGACUGGCUCAGGAGCCGAGCAACAAGCAGCUGAUGGGCGGCCUGGUCGAAGCCUCCUUGAAGAGUCCUUUGCGUGCGGCACUGGAACCCACGUUGCAGCAAUUGCGCACCAUGCAGUUGCAGGAGUCGCCGUUUGUGGUCAGCUCUGUGGUGGGUCAGGAGCUGCUUCAGGCGACACAGUAUCCGGCGGCGGUAACUGUUCUGGAGGCUGCUCUUCGCAUCGGCAGUUGCUCCCUGAAACUGCGAGGCUCGGUGUUCAGCGCCUUGAGUUCCGCGCACUGGGCCCUGAAUCAGUUGGAUCAGGCCAUUGGCUAUAUGCAGCAGGAUUUGGCGGUGGCCAAAUCAUUGGGAGAUACCGCAGGCGAGUGUCGGGCACAUGGCAAUCUGGGCUCGGCCUACUUCAGUCAAGGCGCCCACAAGGAGGCACUAACAGCGCAUCGCUACCAACUCGUCCUGGCGAUGAAGUGCAAGGAUACUCAGGCGGCAGCGGCAGCCUUGACCUCACUGGGACACGUGUACACGGCUAGCGGAGAUUAUCCCAAUGCCCUGGCCUCCCACAAACAGUGUGUGCAGCUGUUCAAGCAACUGGGAGAUCGAUUGCAGGAGGCUCGGGAGAUUGGCAACGUGGGAGCGGUAUACUUGGCACUCGGAGAAUGUGAAGCCGCCUUGGACUGCCAUUCGCAGCACCUGAGAUUGGCACGCAAGCUGCACGACCAGGUGGAAGAGGCCAGGGCGUACUCCAAUCUGGGCUCUGCUCAUCACCAGCGGCGUCAGUUCACCCAGGCGGCAGCCUGUCACGAGCAGGUACUCCGGAUUGCUCAAGCUCUGGGAGAUCGAUCCAUGGAGGCGGCUGCCUACGCGGGCUUGGGUCAUGCGGCGCGUUGUGCCGGUGAUGCCAGUGCCUCCAAGAGGUUCCACGAACGUCAGUUGGCCAUGGCACUGGCAGCGAGGGAUAAGCUGGGCGAGGGCAGAGCGUGCUCCAAUCUCGGUAUUGUCUACCAGAUGCUUGGCUCCCACGAUGCCGCAUUGAAGCUGCACCAGGCGCAUCUGGGGAUUGCCCGCUCCUUGGGCGAUCGAACCGGCAUGGGAAAAGCGUACGGGAACAUGGCCAGAAUGGCCCACAUGGCUGGAUCCUACGAGGCGGCAGUGAAGUACCACAAGCAGGAACUGGCCAUCAAUCAGGCGAUGAACGAUCGCAGUGCCGAAGCGGCCACGCAUGGUAAUCUCGCGGUGGCCUAUCAGGCGCUGGGUGCCCAUGAUGCAGCCUUGACCCACUAUCGAGCGCACCUGGCCACCGCAAGAGCCUUGAAGGAUACCGCUGGAGAGGCAUGUGCCCUGCUUAACCUGGGCAACUGCCUGAGUGGAAGACAGGAGUACGAGGAGGCGGUGCCUCACUACGAGAGUUACCUGAUGCUCGCCCAGGAACUGGGUGACGUGGCCGCCGAGGGUAAGGCGUGUCAUCUGCUCGGCUACGCUCACUUCUCGCUGGGAAACUAUCGGGCUGCUGUGAGAUACUACGACCAGGAUCUGGCCCUGGCCAAGGACGCCCAGCAUCGACCUAACAUGGGCAGGGCCUACUGCAAUCUGGGGCUCGCUCAUCUGGCCCUGGGGCACACUGCUGCCGCCUUAGAGUGUCAGCAGCUGUUCCUAGCGGUGGCCCAUGCCACCAACCAACUGCCAGCCAAGUUUAGGGCAUUGGGGAACAUUGGUGAUAUCCUCAUACGAACGGGAUCAUAUGAGGAGGCCAUUAAGUUGUAUCAACGUCAGUUGGCUUUAGCCAGAGCUGCUGGAGAUCGUUCCAUGGAAGCAGCUGCCUGUGGAGCUCUGGGAUUGGCCCACAGACUGAUGCGACGUUGGGACAAGGCAUUGGGUCAUCACACCCAGGAGUUGACGCUGCGCCAGGAGCUGGGCGACUUGUCCGGCGAAUGCCGUGCCCAUGGCCACUUGGGAGCCGUGCACAUGGCCCUUUGCAGCUGGACGAAUGCGGUGAAGUGCUACCAGGAGCAAUUGGAGCGUGCUCAGGAGCAACGGGAUGCUGCAGUGGAGGCUCAAGCGCACGGGAAUCUUGGCAUUGCUCGACUAAAUAUGGCCCACUAUGAGGCGGCCAUUGGCUGCCUGGAGGCGCAAUUGGGAACCCUGGAACGCGUCUCCUUACCCUCCACUCAAGCGGAUCGUGCACGAGCGCUGGGACAUUUGGGUGAUUGCUAUGCCGCUCUGGGAGAUUAUGAGGAGGCGCUGAAGUGUCACGACCGUCAGCUUCAGCUGGCCUUGGGCUUGACCAGCCAUCGGGAUCAGGAGCGCGCCUAUCGAGGAUUGGGUCAAGCCAGGAGAGCACUGGGUCAAUUGCCCGCCGCUCUUGUUUGCCUCGAGAAACGUCUGGUGGUUGCCCACGAGCUGCACAGUCCAGAGAUCAAAGCAUUAGCCUAUGGUGACUUGGGUCACGUCCAUGCCGCCCUCGGGAAUCAUGCCCAGGCCUUGAACUGCCUGGAGCAUCAGCGUGAGUUGGCGCAGGGUCUGCAGGAUCGAUCCCUGGAAUCGGAUGCCAUGUGUGCCCUUGGUCAGGUGCAACAGCGAAUGGGGCAACAUGCGCAAGCAUUGGAGCUGCACCGGCAGGAUCUGGAGAUUUGCACGGAACUCUCAGCUCCCGCCCUACAAGCGAGAGCUUUGAGUAAUCUUGGAUCCGUCCACGAAUCCCUGGGCCAGCAGGCAGAAGCCCUCAAGUGCUACGAACGGCAAUUGGAGUUGAGUACGGAUCGCCUGGCAAAGGCAAUGGCGUGCCUGGCAUUGGGCAGGGUUCACCAUCAGCUGGAGCAGCACAAUCAAGCGGUGGACUAUCUGCGGCAAGGAUUAGCCAGUGCUCAGACCACGGGAAAGUCAGAGGAGGAAGCCAAGAUAAGACAUCAAUUAGGUCUUGCCCUUCGAUCCUCUGGCGAUGCCGAGGGAGCCCACAUUCAACUGGAGACUGCCGCCCAACUGCUGGAGUCCGUGCGCCAUGAACAGCGAAGUCCGGAGACGCGGCAGGCCCUCUACGAUCUACAGACCAGUUGCUAUCAGCUGCUUCAAGUUCUCCUGGUGGCACUGAAUCGCAAUGAGGAUGCCCUGGUGGCCGCCGAGCGAUGCAAGGCGCGUGGCGGAGCAGAUGCCGUGAGCGGAGAGGGCUCCAAGGUUCCGUUGGCCGACAGCGAGACCAUUCAAGAGACGGUGGACCGUGGUCGCAGUACCGUACUUUACUACAGCUUGGCUGGGGAUCAACUCUUCACCUGGCUGCUGGAACCACAUGUUGGCAUUGUACGCUUCCAUGCGACCAAGAUCGAUGCCCAUAGCCUGCAGCUUCCUUUGUCCCUCAGUGAGCAAGAGGAGGAGGAGGAACUGGAGAUGGAGAGAGAACUCAAGCUGAACAGGGAUCAGAAUCAGGAGCAGGCUGAAGACCAGGGGACAUCCAAUAAGGCGAAUCGCUUACUGGAACGUUAUAUGAGCUUGGUAAGGGAUAAUCUGGGUGUGAACUCCCAGAGUCUCCUCCACGAAGGCGACGGUAGUGGAUGGCGUGCCAGCACUGAACAACUGCUGGAGGAUCUCCCAGGAGCUGGAGGUUCCGGCGGAGGAGGCUUUCUACGCAUGGUGAGCCGCAACCAGCUGCUCAACUCCUCGAACUACUCGUUGAGUUCGCUUUUCUCGGUGGGAUCGGUCGGUGGCUCAGUGGCCAGCCUGCAAGGCUCGACGAGAUCCGUUGGCAGUCGCAGUUCCCGGAGAGCUCCCGGCUUGCCGGUCUGGCGAGGACCAUCCUGCCUGCACAUCCUGUACAAUCUUCUGCUAGCGCCAUUUGAUGAUCUGCUGCCAGCUGGAGAAGCAGAUACCAUCCGACAAGGCAGAAGGGAGUUGGUCCUGGUACUAGAUAGUUCGCUGUAUCUGGUGCCAUUUGCCAUUUUGAGAGCAGCUCAAGAGGAUGGAGAAUACUUGUGUGAGAGGUGUGCAAUUCUAACAGCUCCCUCACUGCAAUCAAUGCGCAGUCGUCCGAGGAUCAGAAGGGAUCGAGCUCGUCCACCCAAGGCUCUUGUGGUUGGAGGACCUCGUAUCCCAGCCAAUCUCGCAGAGCUCUGGGGUUGGGCUGGAGCUGAAUCGCCUGCAGCCUUGCAGGAGGCCGCCAUGGUGGCUGAUAUGCUGCAGGCCACCGCCCUGGCCGGUUCCAAUGCCACCAAGGAAUCAGUGCUGGCGGAGCUUCCAUCCGCCGAGUGCGUCCACUUUGCGGCGAAUAUCAGCUGGCAGCUGGGUGCAGUUGUCUUGAGUCCCGGCGAUGUGGUUACGGCUGAACAACCGGAGCAAAAGGAGCCGCAUGAGCCACAAAUGACUGAUUUUACGUUGGCAGCUGGAGAAUUGCGACAACUGCGUUUGAGUGCCCGUCUGGUGGUGCUGAGUUCAUAUCACUCCGUGGAACCCAUCACCGGAGACGGGGUGGCACAACUGGCAGGCGGUUGGCUUUUAGCCGGAGCCGGAGUCGUGCUUAUUUCGCUGUGGCCCGUGCCGGAAACAGCGGCCAAGAUUCUACUGCGCGCCUUUUACUCCGCCUUGUUGCAGGGCGCCCGAGCUGCCCGCGCCCUGGCGGAAGCCAUGCAAACUGUGCAGCACACCAAGCACUUUGCACAUCCGGCUAACUGGGCCGGUUUUCUACUGGUGGGCAGCAAUAUCAGGCUAUCGAACAAGGUGGCCAUGGGCCAUGCCCUUUGCGAACUCCUCCGAACUCCAGAGCGUUGUCGCGAUGCGCUGCGCGUCUGUCUGCAUCUGGUGGAAAAGAGUUUGCAGCGGAUCCACCGCGGCCAGAAGAACGCCAUGUACACCACGCAGCAGAGCAUAGAGAAUAAGGCUGGACCGGUUGCGGGCUGGAAGGAUCUACUGAUGGCAGUGGGCUUCCGCGUCGAGCCGGCCGCUAAUGGGAUUCCGGCCAGCGUUUUCUUCCCCCAAGCGGAUCCCGAGGAACGACUGGCCCAGUGCUCAGCCAGUCUCCAGGCUCUUCUUGCCCUGACUCCGGCCACGCUCCAAGCUCUGGGCAAAUUGGUCCAUGUGAAUAGUGCCGAGUAUGCGGGCGACAUCAUUGCAGUGGUGCGCAAUAUCCUGGCCCAGUUUCCGGGCUCCAAUCCCGCCAACAGUUCAAGUUCCACCAAAUCGGAGGCCAUCGCCGAGACUUGCUUCAUUGAGAUGCCGCUGAGUGUAAGACUCUGGAGGGUGGCCGGCUGCCAUGAACUGCUCGCCUCCGUGGGCUUUGAUCUUACGGAGGUGGGUGCAGACCAAGUGAUCCUGCGCACCGGAAAGCAGGCCAAUCGUCGGCAGUGCCAGUUCGUCUUGCAGGCGCUCCUCGCCUUAUUUGACACCCGUGAGGCGCCCAAAAACCUGGGACUGGACCGAGACUCCGAUCACAGCAGCAGCUGUGAGUCUCUGGCGGAACCGGAAAUGGACGUGGCUACAAUUCCACCUACGGCCAGCAGCACUCCCUCCGUAAAUGGUGGUAACAAGGCACCAUUGCCAUUGCAUCCACGCAGUGCCUUCAUUUCAUAUGUACGACGUCGUGGGGAACCAGAUGGCGGACGAACUGAUGCCAUUGGCGGUGCAGGAAGUGGCGCAUUGGAUUCCAGUCUGGCCAAUACCACCGACAGUGAGCACUCCCUGUCGGAUGGCUAUGUCACUCAACCUGGCUUUGGUUUAUCCAAUCCUCGACUUGGCUAUGCCAGCAUGCGAGCGCCGGUGCGAGUUUCCCGACCUGGUGGAGGUGGCGAGAGCGAUGCAGCCUUCACUCCCAGUCCACCAGUGACCGAUCCGAGCUUAUCACUGGCACUGGCCCAUCAGACACGCAUUAGGAGUCUCUACUCCCAGACCAGUUCAGCAGCAAUAGUUCCUCCAGCAUCCACGGCCCUGAAUAGAAGACCCGAUAGUUCCAGCUCGGCCAGCAGCACCACUGAUUGGGAGGGAUCCGGCCAUGCUACGGUACUGAGACGUGGAGUUAGCACAGCAAUCCCCCAACAGCAGCCACCACUACCGCCACCACGUCCACCAACCUUCCACAAUUUGAGCGUGGGUGCAGGAGGACGCAGCAAACCCAAGAUUAAAUUGGGAAGUGCUCAGAGCUCGCUGGCUGCGCGGGUUAACAAAGAGCAUGCUCUGUUUAUGGACCGGCUGAGUGUAAGGACGGAAUUAAGUACACCUGGAAGUGGAAAUGCCAUGACCAGUGGAUCUGCUGCCAGAAAACCCCUUGCUCUGCCCGAGGAGGAGGACGUUUCCAAUGUUGUCUUCAAUCCAUCCAGCUUGUAUUUCUCACAGACGGACUCUGAUCUGCUGAACGAACCCAAGCAGGAGGAGACUCCUCCCCCUUCGAAGUCAAGUACCAAGAGCCUGCAGGACAGCAUGAUGCGCCACAUAAACCGCGAACUGACUCCAAGCAUAUCGGAAAUGUAUCACGACCGAAAUGUGGGCUUAGGAUUGGCUCCACCUCUUUCCAAGCUGCUGUUGAGUCCCAACUAUGAGGAGCAGGAGGUGGUGUCCAUAACUGAGGCCUGUCCACAGUCGGGUGCCAAUCUCAAGACUCUGGUGGACGCUGUAAGCGAGCUGGAGCUGAGUGGCAGCUCAUCCGGAGCCACCAUGCCCACAGUGGUGGGUGGAGGAGCCAAUGAAGUAGAGGGCACCUCGGCUACGUCCGUGGAGAACACGUGCCCCAUUUGUGGUGAGCCCGCCGACGUCAUCUGCCGCUGCAAGGCGGUCACCAUUCAGAAGAAGAGUAUCCUUAAACCCUGGCUUAGCAAUGUGCCGGAUAGCAGUUUGGUACAGGCCAGCGAACUGACCACAGCCGAUAUAUUGGAGCGUCGCCUUGAAAUUCACACGGCCGCGAGUGCCGAGCUCCGCUCAGGAGCUCCAUACUCCGUUGAUCUAUCUCGACGUGAUGAAGGCGAUGGACGAUCGGUAGCCGAUUCCCAAUGCAGCAGCAACUACAAACGAGUUUUGGCCAGUGCCUCCGGAGGAGCCCUAAGCCUAGCGGGCAUUGGAAAAGGAGGCGAGGCGGAAGCGCAGAGUGCUUCCUCGGGAGCAACCUGCUCAUCUGCUCGCCUUGUCUAGAGCUACUCGAUCCCUCGUUGUAUUCAAUUACUAACUAUAUUUAUUUCUUUCAUAGUCUUCAUUAAACUGAUUUAACGCAUAACUUAUAUUCAUU